Molecule: messenger RNA, 1762 nt
Organism: Astyanax mexicanus (Mexican tetra)
Lineage: Eukaryota; Metazoa; Chordata; Actinopteri; Characiformes; Acestrorhamphidae
Gene: bmf1
Product: BCL2 modifying factor 1
Exons: 4
Coding region: 476-943 (155 amino acids)
Biological process (GO): positive regulation of apoptotic process; negative regulation of autophagy; apoptotic process
Cellular component (GO): myosin complex
Source: RefSeq, a predicted model, not a curated record
GCCUGCAGAAGGACAGAAGCAGUAAGAGCAGCGCUGUAACACAGAUAAACUGCACGCUGUCAGGUUUGACAGCUCGCCGCGCGUGUAGUUCAACCGGGCUGCUGUUCUUCCAGCCGCUCCGGGAAUUUCCCUUCCACGUGUCUGAUAAAAAGGGGGCGGGAUCAUAACAAAGACACGUGACGGGUCUUAAGACGAGCGUGUGGUCGGCGCUGGUGUUACGUAUCCCGGGGGGCGGGGCCUGCUGCUGUCGUAGUUGGAAAUGAGGCUCAGCGGCUGGAGGCGAAGAUCAGAAUGAAGACAGAGGUGGAGAGUAGAGGAGCUGAACGGUGCGGAGCGAAGGGAACAGAGGAAAAAACGGAGAGAACAGAGAGAACAGAGGAGAAAACGGAGAGAGAAGUGCUAUAGCAAGAAGUACUGGACUUAAAGGACUUUAUACUAGGACAACCAGAGGUGGGGAGCGUGGAAGGCCCUGCUCAUGGACGAUGAGGAGGAUGAUGUGUUCGUUACGGAUCCAGAGCCUUGGCGUUCCCCGAUCAGUGUGAUAAAGCAGGAGGAGCGUGGCACACAGACUCCAGGGCGGCCGCCGGCUCGGACCAAUGGCAUGCUGCCCUGCGGAAUAUCCGAGGAGCCAAGACGCCUCUUCUACGGUAGUGCAGGACUGUUAUUACUGGCACCGUCUGCCCGUUCUGAACGCGUCGGGGACGCCAUGUUUCGGGAGGAGCAUCGAGCCGUUGAGCCUCGGCGGCGGCCGGCGCACAGCGUGGAGGCCCGUAUCGGACAGAAGCUCCAGAUGAUCGGAGACCAGUUUUAUCAAGAGCACAUGCUGCAACACAGAAACCAAAGGAACCAGCAGCCGCUUUGGUUGCGCUUGGCGUCGGCGCUCUACACGCUCCUGUUCGAGAGGGAGCCGGCGGCUCACGGGAGGCGAGAGGACCGGAGGUGAGAUGGCCACCUGGAAAAAACUUUACAAAAACUGCCACCUUUCGUCCCGGCUUCAUCCCGAAGCAGGGCGCCUAAUGGCACUGUCUGAUUUUUGACACGGGUUUUCCGGGAGAGGAGGGAAAAAUAAAAAAAACGAGACGGAAGGCGAACGUCUCCGCGGGACGGAGGCGCCGGUUUUUACAGGAUCUUUCUUUUCUUUUUUCUUCCUCCCCCCUCAAGAAGAUGCCAUGGUGUUCACCAGACUCUUUGACAGGAAUAUUUUCAUAAGGAACUUUGUUGAGGUAUUUUGUACAGUAUGUGCUGUCGUCUCUGUUUCGUUUCAUUUCGUUUCGUUUCGUUUGCACUUCCAUUCAUGUAAGUUUUGAACAACCUCCACGCGUCCUGGGAAUGCCUUAUCGUCUCCAGCCACUGCAGAAAGAACGUCUAAAAAAAAAAAAAAAAAAAAAAGUGUGGACUAAAGAAAAAGGAAAAAAGAGAAGAAGGUGGUACAAGGAAGGGCAGUGGGUUGGUUUGAAUUUUUUAUUUUUUAUUUUUUAUUUUCCUUGUUUUCUUAUUUCUUUUUUCUUUUUAUUUUUACUCCCAGGACACCAAUCAACUUGACCGUUAGCCUGACUAAUUUCCAAAGAGGCAGUUUCUCAGAACAAAGAUUUUGCACCUCAGUAUGUCCAGUUCUUCAGUGUUUUCAGAUGUUUUUUUAUGUCAUUGCUUAAUAUGUUUGAUCUGUUUUUUCCCCCUUCAAUUAGUGUCUCAUAUUUUACUGUAAUGCUGUGUUAAAACAGGCUUCUGCCGCUUCAUCUGAGAGUGACAAAAGGGGGGGGGG